Messenger RNA from Aplysia californica (California sea hare), 2307 nucleotides. RefSeq names its product testis-expressed protein 49. Lineage: Eukaryota; Metazoa; Mollusca; Gastropoda; Aplysiida; Aplysiidae. The transcript is spliced from 4 exons. The record is from RefSeq and is a predicted model, not a curated record. Bases 298 to 732 code for a protein of 144 amino acids.
UUGGUUUUAUUAUAGUCUUGUAGUACACUGUAACCGAAAAGUGACUACUGAGUAGAAGAAAGGUACUGUCUAAAUCCCGAUACGUACCUAACAGUUAUAACAGAAGAGUUGUGUGAUGUACAUUAUUCCACAGGUGGACGCACAUAAGUGCAGGGGCAAGCUGUUUUGUACCCCUUUCUGACUUUCAGAGGUCGACAUAUGAGUCUCUACUACUAACCAGUUCGGUCUUGUGAUCUGAGCAUGCACAUUGCCAAGCAGUUACUCUCCCCAGCUUUUACGUCGUGAUUUAAAACCGCCAUGUCUUUUUUUGGGCUCACACACUUGGGUUACCAGAAUUCAAUAAAGGAGGUUUCAGUUCCAGCGAGACAAGAUCCCAUCAGGUCAAAAACACAGAUUGGCUUCUUGGCACUUCCUCCUUUGAAAGACAGAAACCCACCACCUCGUUCUAUAGUUCCCAUUGAUCAGUUGUCGCAAUAUGGCAAGGGCCCAGAUGGAUCUUUCGUGGAGUACACAAGGCUACGAACAAAACACACUCGGAACCCUGAUUCACCUCACACCUUGUACAAUCGGCCCAUGACGACUUCCCACAACGUUGGCUGGUGGACGAAAGACGAGCCUUUGAGAGAGAAUCAGCCCUGGGCUCAUGUACCGCGGAGAGUCAAGCUACACAGUGAAAUGAGCAGAUUUGUGGACGAGAUGAAACUGACCAACCGCCAGUUUACUUUGUUUUAAAAAGAAGGAAAAAAACCCAACCCAAAACGGACUGUAUACAAUUGUUCUGCCUUUUUUUUACAGUCGUUGGAAAUUUAACAGUUGCAAUAAAUUGCAGCCAGGUAGAGUUGGAACAUCCGGGCUGAGGAGGAAACCAGACAACCAAAGAUGCUCAGUUUUUGUACAGAUGUAACGUAAACAAUGCUUGCGUGGUUAUUUCUGAUGUGGUUUUUCCCUCUUGUGAGGGAUGGGUAUCUCUGCGGUGGACAAAAUACAUAUAUUCAAGCUCGUGAGCACCCUGCAGUGGAUGAUUUCUAUAAAUAUUUGCCCUCCCCUUAUAUUAUAACACCCUAGGAUUCAUGUUAUGUUUUUACAAAAUGUGCUGAGAGAAUGAAUUGUUAUAAGUUGAUCAACUUCCUUUAUUUUAUGUGAGGUGAAGUUUGCUGAUGUAGGAAAUACCAUAUACAGUUUUGAGCAGCUUGAUUACGCCACUGUUUCGGUUGAUAAUUAUUAUUAUGACCAAAAUUUUCUUAUUUUCAAAACUUGCUUAAAAUUACGAAACUUGUUAUAAUGAAAAAACAAAAGAGACUAUGUAAAAAACUCAACAAAACUAAAUAAUUUGUUUGAGUGGGUCCAGAUUCACUUUUUUCUCCAAUCCCAUUUCUUGUUCACUUUCACGUACUGAGGCUUGAGAGGAAGUUUUUCCAUUUAUGAAGAUCCACAUGUUUGAAUGAUGUUUGUCGAGCAAAUCUUGAACCCUGUUAUAAUGUAUGUUCUUGUUUGUAGUAGAAACAAUACCAAAAAUGUCUGUCCAUAGUGAAUAAUUCAAUAUUAUGAUCCCCGUUCUUUAUUAUCCUUUUUAGAUAAUUCAGUUUGAUUGAUGUUUUUCCUGUCUUGACUCGAGAAAUGUUAUUUUCGAAAAGGUUGUCAGGUCUUCUCUGCAACAGUUUGAAACAUUUCAAGAGUUCAAAGGACAUGGAAAACAUUGGCAGCAGCAGCAGCAUUAAAAUGGUCUUCCUAGACAGGCCUUGAUAGGCAGGGACUGAGAAAGGAAAACUGUAGUCUUCAAUAGGAAGAACUGAGUCCAGUAAACUAAGAAAAUGAUAAGCUUAACUUAAAAUGUAGGCUACAUAUAUAUAUGCUGCCCUUCAGAUUUUUUUCGGCCCCCCCAAAAAAGUAAAUUCAGCUGCCCGUAGAUCUUUGUGUGCUUCCAUCAAAGUAUUUUUUUUAAAGAAGAUGAAUUAUUAAGUUAUUAACAAAGCUCUCAUCAUAAGCUGCCUAACUGUUUUUUUUCUCUCAACUCGUAGUUGAGGUAAAUGUGGCAGAAGUAAGCAGGACUAUGAAAAGAUGUCUGUAGUGAGUGAGAUGACGUUUGACUUUGAUAGCACUCAGGUAUAAGGUCAAGGACAAACUGUGUUUCAAUGUUUUUUCCCCCGCCUGCGUCUUGUUCCCCCCUUCCCCGGUAUCAUGUCAAAGGUAACUUUGAGGUCCGUAGUGCAUUUGUACUUAUAAUAUACUUGACUGAUGUGUUUAUCGCUGGGAUAUUUUACACCUCACAACAUGCCAAAUAAACUUGUUUUUCUUUUUUCAUCAGUA